UGCCCAGCAACUAUCACUUGUAGUAUUCAUUUCGAAGCACCAGUCACCACUACACAACAGUCAUGAGCGGACGUGGUAAAGCGGGAAAAGCGAAAGGAGGCAAGUCCAAGACCAGAUCGUCGCGUGCCGGACUCCAGUUCCCGGUCGGUCGAAUCCAUCGUCUGCUGAGAAAGGGAAACUACGCCGAACGCGUCGGAGCCGGAGCACCGGUGUACCUUGCCGCCGUCAUGGAGUACUUGGCGGCUGAAGUUUUGGAGUUGGCCGGUAACGCCGCCCGUGACAACAAGAAGUCUCGUAUCAUCCCCAGACAUUUGCAAUUGGCCAUCAGAAAUGACGAAGAAUUGAACAAAUUGUUGUCCGGAGUGACCAUCGCUCAAGGUGGUGUGUUACCCAAUAUCCAGGCCGUGCUCUUGCCCAAGAAAACCGAGAAAAAAGCAUAAUUAAUUGUUGUGUCUAUAUAUUAAUAGAAUUUUAAAACGGCCCUUUUCAGG
Acyrthosiphon pisum (pea aphid) is the source of this 491-nucleotide messenger RNA. RefSeq names its product histone H2A. The record is from RefSeq and is a predicted model, not a curated record. Gene Ontology annotation, molecular function: protein heterodimerization activity; structural constituent of chromatin; DNA binding. The transcript has a single exon. NCBI's taxonomy places the organism in Eukaryota, Metazoa, Arthropoda, Insecta, Hemiptera, Aphididae. Bases 63 to 440 code for a protein of 125 amino acids. Gene Ontology annotation, cellular component: nucleosome.